Messenger RNA from Theileria parva strain Muguga, 418 nucleotides. RefSeq names its product U6 snRNA-associated Sm-like protein LSm2 (gene Lsm2). The record is from RefSeq and is a predicted model, not a curated record. The transcript is spliced from 3 exons. Gene Ontology annotation, biological process: mRNA splicing, via spliceosome. Gene Ontology annotation, cellular component: precatalytic spliceosome; U6 snRNP; P-body. Gene Ontology annotation, molecular function: RNA binding. NCBI's taxonomy places the organism in Eukaryota, Apicomplexa, Aconoidasida, Piroplasmida, Theileriidae. The coding region runs from base 85 to 390 and encodes 101 amino acids.
UGAUUAAAUCACUUACAAUUAUGGUGUGGAUGACAUACUAUUAUUUAGUAUAUUGUACAGUACAUAUAGAUGAUUAUAUGAAUAAUGUUAUUUUAUAAUUUCUUUCAAAGUUUGGUUGAGAAGAAUGCGAAGGUUACCGUUGAGCUGAAGAAUGAUUUACAAAUCUCAGGCAAACUCCACUCUGUCGACCAAUAUCUCAACAUCAAGCUCACCAAUGUCACUGCUAACGAUACUGAACGCUAUCCACAUCUGUUGUCUGUAGUAAAUUGUUUUGUUCGUGGGUCUGUAGUUCGUUAUGUAUUUUUUAAUCCGUCUGAUAUUAACACCGAGGAAUUACAAGAAUUGUGUAGAAGACAAGCAAUGAAGUUAAACCUUGACAAAUCUCACUAAUAUAGUCAAUAAUAUACUGAGAAUACAA